UAAGGUGGAAGGAUCACCCUCGCCCAGGAGUUCAGGGUUGCAGUGAGCUGUGAUUGAGCCGCUGCCUUCCAGCCUGGGCGACAAUGAGAACCAGUCUCCAGAAAGAAUAGAGAUGAAGCUCCGUGCAUGUGAGCAGCCCCUGCACAUCCUCACCCCAGCCCCUGGCACUGCAUCCCUUUCCUGUCUGAAUUAUGCUGUUGUAGACCUUUUUUUUUUUUGAGACAAAGUUUCGCUCUUGUUGCCCAGGCUGGAGUGCAAUGGCGUGAUCUCGGCCCACCGCAACCUCUGCCUCCCUAGUUCAUGUGAUUCUCCUGCCUCAGCCUCCCAAGUAGCUGGGAUUAGAGGUUCACACCACCACACCCGGCUCAGGUUUUGUAUUUUUCGUAGAGACAGGGUUUCUCCAUGUUGAUCAGCCUGGUCUUGAACUCCCGACCUCAGGUCACCCACCCGCCUUGGACUCCCAAAGUGCUAGGAUUACAAGCGUGAGCCACCUCGCCCUGUUCUAGACAUUUCAUAGAAAUGGGAUCACACACUGUGUGGCCUUCUGUGUCUGGCGUCCCUCACUGAGCAUGACGUCCUCAAGGUUCAUCCACACUGGCCUGUCUCAGAGUGUUGCUCCUUUUCAUGGCUGAGUAAUAUUCCACUGUGUGGAUGGGCCAUGUUGCAUUGGUCCGUUCAUGUGCUGAGAGCGUCUGGGCUGCCUCCACCUUCUGGCUGCCAUGGUAGGGCUCUUGGGGACUUUGUGUAGAGCUGAUGGUGUGGAUGUGUGCCCUCAUUUCUCUCGGGCAGAUACCUAAGACUAGCAUAGCUGGGUCAUCCGCAGAUUUGCUGGGGAGCUGCCAGGCUUUCCCAACAUGGCUGUUCCAUUUUACAUCCCAGCCAUGAUGGCGAUGUGUUGGGUUGGGUGCCUGGCAUCUUGUAGCGUGACCAUAUGGGGCACGCAGGGCAUCCUGUAGGUGGCUGCCCUCAUUUCCUGGAGAGCACGAGUUGCUAGCGCUUGUCUGCGGCAGGCUGAGAGCAGAGCCCUGUGUCCAGGUCUGUGCGUGCCCGGCUGCCUCUCUGCAAGCUCCACCCCGGGUUAUGUGCAAGCAGCUGUUGGGGCCUGGCCCAAACGUUAGAACGAGGCCCCUUCCUAGCCUGGCCUUGCCGCUGGAACCUGGAGGUGGAAGGAGAUUGAUCUUACAGCUGUCACUCACAUACCUGUUCUCUGUGGGGUCUUUUCCUAAGACUGUGACCCAAAUUCCGUCUCUAGAAUGUUCUGGAAAUGUGAGGCAUCCUCCCAGAGCCGGGGCCCAUCCUCCUGUAGCCCGAGCGGGAAGAAGUUCCGCAGCAAGCCGCAGCUGGCGCGCUACCUGGGCGGCUCCAUGGACCUGAGCACCUUUGACUUCCGCACCGGGAAGAUGCUGAUGAGCAGGAUGAACAAGAGCCGCCAGCGCGUGCGCUACGACUCCUCCAACCAGGUCAAGGGCAAGCCCGACCUGAACACGGCGCUUCCCGUGCGCCAGACGGCGUCCAUCUUCAAGCAGCCGGUGACCAAGAUUACCAACCACCCCAGCAACAAGGUCAAGAGCGACCCGCAGAAGGCGGUGGACCAGCCGCGCCAGCUCUUCUGGGAGAAGAAGCUGAGCGGCCUGAACGCCUUCGACAUUGCUGAGGAGCUAGUCAAGACCAUGGACCUCCCCAAGGGCCUGCAGGGGGUGGGACCCGGCUGCACGGACGAGACGCUGCUGUCGGCCAUCGCCAGCGCCCUGCACACGAGCACCAUGCCCAUCACCGGGCAGCUGUCGGCCGCCGUGGAGAAGAACCCUGGCGUGUGGCUCAACACCACGCAGCCCCUGUGCAAAGCCUUCAUGGUGACCGACGAGGACAUCAGGAAGCAGGAGGAGCUAGUGCAGCAGGUGCGGAAGCGGCUGGAGGAGGCGCUGAUGGCCGACAUGCUGGCGCACGUGGAGGAGCUGUCGAGAGACGGCGAGGCUCCGCUGGACAAGGCCUGCACUGAGGAUGACGAGGAGGACGAGGACGAGGAGGAGGAGGAGCCGGACCCGGACCCGGAGAUGGAGCACGUCUAGGGCAGGCGCUGCGGACCUCGGGGACUGCCUGGAGUCGCCCUGCACUGGAGCUGCCUGCCACACAUGGAGUGCCCCGUCUCCCCAGAAGAGCCCAGGCGUCCCCGUCCUGUGGAGUCGCUAAAGCCAGCCCUCCCUGUCCUUUCAGAAGCCCUGCCAAGAGCCCGUGCUGUGAGAGCCGCCUGCCGUUGUGGCCCUCGGUCCCACGUGGACCCGGCUCAGGGCCCUGGGGACGCCUGUGAGGAAGGCUGUGCUCCUGGCUCCCUCCUUGGCUGUCUUCCCUUCUCCGGGCCUCGGGGCACACAGCUGGGGCUGCCUCACCCGAAAGACCCUCCCUGCUCCCGUCUAAAGGGCCCAGGUCCCUCCUGGCUCCCCAUGACCUCAGGGCUUGAGGCCAGCUCCUCCCACGGCUGCUGCCCCCAGCUCCUUGAGACUGGAAUGUGGACACCCGGGAGGGUUUCUCAGUCUGAAGGCGUGGUUUUGAAGCGCACAUCACCCGCCGUGCGGCAGGAGGACGGGACUCUGGUCCUCUGUAGGGGAUGUCCAGGACGGCGCCACCCUCUGCCCUGCCACGCAGCUGCGGCACCACAGACCCUCACAGGCCAAAUGGCACGCCCGGGAGUCCAUGCUCCUUCAGUCAAUCUGUGACCGUCAAGGCCGGACGUGCACAUCACCAGGCGGCCUCUCUGCUGCCACAGGGACGCCAGCUGCUGCCAGCCCCCUGCCUCAGUUUCCCUUGUGUGAUGGGAACACAGGCACCCAGCUUUGAGGUGGUGCUGACGCUCCCAGGGUGUCAGGAGACACUUGGACAGGUCAGGUCUCCCAGGUGCUUACUGAGGUGCCCAGGUCUCUGGGGAGCUUCUGGUCUGAGGCCGUCUGAAGGGACUGACGUGCUCCUGAUGCCCCCAGUGCCUCGGCGAGGGCAGGUUCCAGGCUGCGGGGGCCUGAACCCUGGGCUCCUAGUAGGGGGAAUGGUUCAUUACCUGCAUUGACCUUAGGCCCGUCGAGAGGGCCUGUCCUGGCUCUGCCCCACCCGGGAUCUGGGAUCUGGUCGCUGCCUGGGGCAGACUGAUGGGCAGAGUCAGUGUCUGGGCUGUGACCCCUAAUGGUGCCUGACUGUGGGGGCCAAGGAAGUGCCCGUUGGGAGCCAGGCUCGCCACUCUGCCAGGUGCCCUGCAAGGACAACCACACGGCAGUGGGCUGGCGGCGGCUUGCUGCUCCUUGUCACACUCAAAGCACAAGUUUUCGGGAUGGGCUCAAGGGCUGGGCCCCCAAGGGACCCUCUAGGUGGGGACUGAGUCUUCCUGGGGUUGGUGCCCUCUGGCCGGGACCCUUUGCCAGCCCGAGGUCCUCAGGUGCUGUGGUGGGGUGGCCUCCCCUCUGUCUGCCUGGUGGAUGGAGCUGUGGGCGUGGGCACGUGACUGAAUAAAGCCACCUUGGGAUGUGCUUGGA
Molecule: messenger RNA, 3518 nt
Organism: Callithrix jacchus (white-tufted-ear marmoset)
Lineage: Eukaryota; Metazoa; Chordata; Mammalia; Primates; Cebidae
Gene: MBD3
Product: methyl-CpG binding domain protein 3
Biological process (GO): negative regulation of transcription by RNA polymerase II; DNA methylation-dependent constitutive heterochromatin formation
Cellular component (GO): nucleus
Molecular function (GO): methyl-CpG binding
Source: RefSeq, a predicted model, not a curated record